Messenger RNA from Nylanderia fulva, 3541 nucleotides. RefSeq lists its product as uncharacterized. Lineage: Eukaryota; Metazoa; Arthropoda; Insecta; Hymenoptera; Formicidae. The record is from RefSeq and is a predicted model, not a curated record. Gene Ontology annotation, molecular function: serine-type endopeptidase activity. Gene Ontology annotation, biological process: proteolysis.
AUCCCACCUCUAACCGGCUGUUCCCGCCGCAGGAUCGCCCUCCACUUCCGCCUAGCUUGGCAGCCACUCCUCUCAGCAGCCUCCGUUGAUACUUCCUCUCGCGCGCGUAUAUCUCGUCAGUCGGCCGUAAGCCACGUGCGUGUGCUCGUUCGAGUACAUCCCGCGUGAGCGAUAUAUCGGACAGAGUCAUUUCGCAUUGACGAAUCGCGCUAGCCCACUUCCGAUGACAGAUAAGACUCUCGGCGCGAAGUUACUAGUGCAAGAAGACAAUUACAUUUCAUCAUCUGCAUUCGUUUUUAUUUCAUCAUCGACCGUCCGAUCUUGGUCUAAAAAAAGUUGCGCUUCUGUCAUAGUAAAUUAAAAAAAAGUAAUAAAGAUAAGGACAAGAUAGAAUAAUAAGUGAAGAAAAGCUGAAGAAGAUUUGUCAAUUGUUAUUUAUGCAUAACUAUCGAUAACAAAUGGUAUCUUAUCGAAUGAACAUAAAUGCAAUAAGAUACCAACGAUUGUAGAAUAUCUAGGAUGAAAUCUACACGAUCAAAUACGGUGUCUAGACAGUAAUAUCAGUACAUGAGGUCGACUCAAAGAAGACCCGAAAUAUUUCAUCGCGGCUUCGUCGGUCAAGCUGAUCGGAAAGCGGCAUGAUUCGCCGCCAAUAUUCUGGCGUACGGGUAAGCGCUUCGAAGAAGAACAAAGAUAUCGCUGCGGUAACUCUAGGUAGCUCUCAAAGGUGAAGACAGACGUCGGGUUGGAAGACGUCGGGAGAGAACUAAAAAUAUCAGCCGGUUCCGCGGUUGGUCGACGAGACUAACGCGGCUCCGCCACGUCGUAUUUCCACGCUAAAGGCAAUUUUACCGGCUGGAAAAGAUGAGAGUGAUAUCUCUCCGUGUGCGGCGAUGAAAACUGGGCUCGUCUUUAAUCUCGGGGUAAACUAUCAGCCGCGAUCGUCGUUAAAGAGCUCGUUGACAGACCGGACAUUGAUGAGAGAGAGACUCGAUCACGAGAUCCUUAUAGCGAACCCGUUGUCAUCAUCUAUUACCCCAUCUACUACCAUUCAUCGUCUGCUACUGAUGCUAUAAACGCAUCGAAGAUCGCGAGGAUGAUUGGAAUGUCAAGCCAGAAGCUAUCGGCGUCUUCGUCACAUCUAUUCGCGAAUUUGGGACGACCUUGAUACAUCGACGAGCUUCGUUCGCACGUUGAACAAUUUCGGCGCUAUUUAUUCUUUCGGACACACCAGGCGACUGAUCGACGCCUCCAGACUUAGGACCCAGGGUCAAGGCCAAAAGCUACCACGCGACGGAUUCGAGACGCAGAAGGACUCGGUGUGCUUCGAAAAGCUCCGAAUCUAUAUCCCCGGGGACCAUCUCUUUCAUCGACGCGGUCGUUUGAAAUUCUUCGCGCCCGGAGUCGCGCCCGUAUUUAUAGACCUGCGUGUGGCGGCGCGUAGGGCCGCGUACACGCGUUUUACGCACGCGGCUCUCCUUCCUCUCGAAGGUGAAUAAAUAAGUGAAGUAGGUACACGCGCAGAGCCGGCGAACCGAGCCACGUCACAGUGAGGGCCCGCACACGUCCGUAAAGAGCGAGCCACGUUCCGUCGUUUGCGAUCAUGACGCGAUGCGUCCGCGACAAGAGCAUCACCGGCCUGUCUCGUCGACGAGCGCGUCCUCGUCGCCGUCGAACUGUCUGCGCUGGUCGCCCCGCUGGCUGCGAUCCGCCGAACCACUUCCGGGCAUGAUCGCAGCCGCCGCGAUCCUCCGCGUUUUCGUCGUCCUACUCGCCCUCGGCCACGCGGUCGCCGUCGACGAUCUGAAUGAAAAUAAGACAUCAGUCUUUGGAAUUAAGGACGAUGUAGAUUAUCUCCAUUCAAUCAAUCAGCCGUCUGCUGUAGAAUAUUUACCAAAGAAUAACAAAUCGACAAAGCUGUCGCAUUUCACGAGUUGGAGUGAAUGGUCGGUCUGCGAUCGGCAUUGUACACAAAAUCGCGUCAGGAGGUGUCGAUCGAAACAAGAUUGCGGAUCAACUGUACUUAGGGAAGAACGCGGUUGUGAACAUAAUAAAGCAGGUCGUCGAAGGCGAUGCAAGCAACACCAGCGAAGACACAGACGAAAAGACAAAAAAUUUCACGUGGUCCAGGUACCUAAAGAAGCGGAGCCUAGGCAUGGAAAGCGAAAAGGCAAGGAUAUUAAAGAACACUCUGGAGGACAUUACGGGAAAUGGAGCAAAUGGUCACCUUGCACGAGGCUGUGCACUACGCAACGUCACAGAUGGUGCAGAAAGCCUGGCAUCUGCGGACGCGAUGUGAUACGAGAGAGCGCCUAUUGUUACGUCGAAGGUAGCUUUUGCCAAAGAUGGAUCCAUCGAAAGAUUCGUGGUAUCCACGAAGAAGAUGGCGAAAACUUGAUAUUAGACGAAUUCGAACUUAAUCCUAACACCGUGGAUAGUUUCGCUCCGGAGAAAAAUUCAAAUACUUGGAAAUGUGGAGUGGCGAAUUCUCAUAAAAGCGCUAGAUUAUCAUACUUUAUGCGAAUCAUCGGCGGUCGCCCGACUACGCCUGGAAGUUGGCCAUGGCAAGUGGCUGUGUUAAAUCGAUUUCGAGAAGCUUUCUGCGGUGGAACAUUAGUAUCUCCGCGAUGGGUAUUGACUGCCGCGCAUUGCAUUAGGAAACGUUUGUAUGUUCGUAUUGGAGAGCACGAUUUAACGGUGAAAGAAGGCACGGAAUUAGAGCUUAGGGUGGACUCUGUGAUCAUCCAUCCAGAAUACGACGCCGAUACUGUUGAUAACGACGUGGCUCUUCUUCGUUUACCAGUUGUCUUGACUCCGUCUCCUUCGAGAGGCAUCGCCUGUCUACCUGCACCGAAGCAGCCUUUACCCACGAACCAGUUGUGUACUAUUAUCGGUUGGGGCAAGUCCAGCGUGACUGAUAAUUUUGGAACGGAUGUGCUCCACGAAGUCAGAGUUCCAAUAGUGUCAUCCGAAAUCUGCCGAAAAGUCUACAUAGAUUAUAGAAUUACGGACAAUAUGUUCUGUGCCGGUUAUCGCCGCGGGAAAAUGGAUUCUUGUGCGGGCGAUAGCGGAGGUCCUCUACUUUGCAAGGAUCCUCGAAAGCCCGAUCGUCCGUGGACAAUAUUUGGUAUCACUAGUUUCGGUGAAGGUUGUGGCAAACGCGGUAAAUUCGGUAUAUAUGCAAGACUAUCCAAUUACGUACGUUGGAUUACAAAAGUGAUAAAAGAGUCGAAUGAAUAAAUACAUACUUAGAAGAUAUGCUUAUAUUAUAAUUGUAAUUAAUUUUUACGCUUAAUUAUUAAUACUUAUAAUUAAUAUUGAAUGAAGAUGAAGAUAAAAAAUAUGGUAAGGAAAUCAGAUUAUGAAUUUUAAGUUAUAUCUCAAUCUAUUAUAUGGCGAAAAGUGCUAAUACCUUGAAAAAGAUUAAAUAUAAAGCUAGUUAUGCACUCUAUUCUUACACAUUUUAUUUUCGGCAAAAAUAUAUUUGUAUGUUUUUAUAUAAGAAAUUAAGUAUAAUUUUUACAGAAAUUAAUGCAACUGA